Messenger RNA from Anopheles arabiensis, 3221 nucleotides. Its product is annotated as synaptic vesicle glycoprotein 2B-like. The transcript has 9 exons. Gene Ontology annotation, biological process: transmembrane transport. Lineage: Eukaryota; Metazoa; Arthropoda; Insecta; Diptera; Culicidae. Gene Ontology annotation, molecular function: transmembrane transporter activity. The record is from RefSeq and is a predicted model, not a curated record. Bases 926 to 2488 code for a protein of 520 amino acids. Gene Ontology annotation, cellular component: membrane.
GAGCGUACCUAUUCUUGGGAACAGUGGGAACGGUUUUUUGGGCGCUAGCCUGACCCGACCGUGCUGGUGCUAGCCCUUAGGGGUUGGUCGCCUCCCGUGACAGUUGUGUACGGCCAGUCGUUCACUGCAUGCUGCCGUUCUGCCAAACCAUUCUGCCCUGUCCGGCAACACGCAUGCAGGACGGUUGUAGCUGUGCGUCCCGAGUGAGUGCGUGCCUUACGAAACCGAUUGGUUCGAGUCCUGCACAAGCCCAAGGGGACGCAGCUGUUCGGUCGUUGUCACCUGAGGGAGCGGAGGAGAGUUUAAGCGUGGCACACGUGGUGGCAGGUGCAGGUGGCGGCCUCUGGUUACGUGUCCUUGAGCUCUGCUGCCCCCGCAUUCGCAAGCAGAAGUGGCGUGAGUGGAAUCUAGUAGAAUCUGCUGAGUGCUAGAUGCUACGGGAAGUGAUCGUGUGAGCCUGUCCAAUCGUCCAUCAAAUAAAGGAUCUUCUAUCAAUAGUGCAUUCCGUUGUGUGGAACAUCAAGUGGACUCUUUGAGUGAUCCUAGUACAGCGAUCCGAGUCGGUUUACAGAAUAUCUGGUGGGAAAUAGUUGCGUGUCUGUAACUAGAUCUUUGUGUGCCUACGACGUUGGUACCUUUUUUUUUAGACUUCUACCGUACUGUAUAUCUUCACCGGAUAUUGAUGAAUGUGACGAAACACUAUCAAGACGCUGGUUGUGUAAUCGUUCACCGUGCAAGUAAUGGUAUUGGUGAGGAAUCAAGUCCUCCUGCGCACUUUAUAACAGCUGUCUGAGGCAGCUCUUCAAACGCAUUGUAUAAUCUCGAGCAACAGGACGUCGGCAGGGUAGAAUACAACAUCGCGUAGUGUUUUGCUUCCUUCUCCCGCUUCACCGCCGCUGAUGAUGUAGAGGACACCAUCCGCACCAUGUCUGACAUCAACAGCAUCUUUGAGAUUGACUACGAACAGGCGUUAACGCUUACCGGGUUCGGCUGGUUUCACUAUCGCCUGCUGGCACUAUGCGGACUGAUCUACGCCAACACGGCGAUCGGCAUCACCGUGAUGUCGUUUGUGCUGCCGUCCGCUACCUGCGACUUUCGCAUGACAUCGGAGGACAAGGGCUGGCUGACGGCUGCCCCAAUGCUAGGUAUGGUCGUGGGUUCAUACUUCUGGGGCUGUCUGGCUGAUACCAAAGGCCGGCGGAUAGUGCUGAUCGCCGCACUGCUGCUAGACGGUACCGUUGGUCUCUUGUCGACUACCGCACAAAUCUUUCCGAUAUUUAUGUUUCUUCGGUUCAUCAAUGGUUUUGCCAUUACUGGUGCCAUGGGCAUUUGCUUUCCAUACCUGGGCGAGUUCCAGCCGACAGCGUAUCGUGAAAAGAUCCUCUGCUGGAUGGAGCUAUUUUGGACGCUCGGGAUCGUUGUCCUGCCGUGCAUUGCCUGGCUGAUCAUACCGUUGCCGCUGCAGUUCGGGACGGCCGACGGUGGCAUCAAGUUCAGCAGCUGGAAUCUAUUCGUAGCACUCUGUUCCAUUCCAAGCCUCCUGCUAGGGCUGUGGCUCUUGUAUUUUCCCGAAAGCCCCAAAUUCCUGAUCGAAUGUGGCGAACCUGCCCUGGCGUUAGAGAUUCUGAAGGACAUUUACCACAUUAACACCGGUCGGGAACGUCACGAAUGUCCGAUCGGACGUCUUAAGGAAUCGGACCGAAGCAACACGAUCAUGGAAACGCACAACCGCUCGAUCCGCACGUUCAACAUACACGACCCGAAGCACAUGAAGAUACUGCUGCCGGAGAUCUGGGAGCAGACAAAGGCGCUCUGCAGUGCCGAAUUUCGGCGCAACACGGCGCUCGCCUGCAUGAUCCAGUUCGGCAUUACCACCAGCUACUACACGCUGAUGAUCUGGUUUCCCGAGCUGUUCGGGCGGUUCGAGGAGUACGAGAAGCGGUACCCAAACGCGACCGUGUCUGUCUGCGAUGUGUCCUCGAUCGUCCUGGAGAACGUCAACGACACGCUGGUGGACGACUUCUGCGGCACCGAGAUCGACACGAAGGUGUACUGGCAUACGCUGCUGCUCGGCAUUGCCUGCAUCCCGACCAGCCUGUGGCUACCGCUGUGUGUCCACCGGCUCGGGGCAAAGUUUUUCUUGAUAUUCAGCUUGCUAGUGGCGGGUCUCGUUACUGUCGGACUUGCGUACGUAGGCAACUCGACGCAGAAUCUCAUCCUUUCGUGCAUUUUCGAAGCACUCACCUCCAUGGGGAUCAGCACUGUGUACUGCGUAAUGGUAGAUCUGUUUCCAACCAACCUACGAGUAAUGGCGGCUGCAUUUUCUCUCACAUUUGGUCGUUGUGGCGCGUUGCUGGGAAAUCUGAUGUUCGGGUUCCUGGUCGAUUUGAACUGUCUUGUUCCUAUAGUGCUAUUUUCGAUCAUGCUCUUCGGUAGCGCAAUAUUGUGUUUUUUUCUACCUAACACCGGCACUACAGCGCUUCAGUAGCUGCAAGGAACGAUUGGACCACAGCGGACCACGCGGUCCACGUCGUUAUGUUUAGCGUACACUUACAAAGUAACAUUAGUUCUCCCAAGACUCCCGAUAGCACACAACUCCAAUUGUAUAAACAUGCAGUAUUUUCAAACUAGUAUAAGCCAAACGUUAAAUUAUCUGCUCGUCUGGUCGAGAUGAGGCAGCGAGAAGAAGAGAACAGAAACAUCAAAUAGAACCCGGCGCAAGCAGGGUCCACAUUUGUAACCAAAGUCCAGCGAAAACAAAAUGCUGUUUUAAAUAAGGCAUAUGAAAUAAAAUGGUUAAGAAGUAAGAAAGUGUUUGCGAAAUCGAAACAAAAGCACAUGUUUCAUUACAGUCCACGAACCCCGUCAAUGCGCGGUACGUGUCCGACAUGCAUUAAAAACCCAAAGCACCUUGGGAGGCUGCUACAUUCUAGUGUCUUUUUGUAAUUUGAAACUGCUAACCGCUACGAUUUACAAGAAGAAAUUCAACUUCUUCUUCUUUUUGAGGUUACAGUUUGGAGUGUUCGAAGUUUUAAAAUUCAUACAAGAUGUGGAUGAUUUUUGACGACGUACCGCAAAACCGUUUUUACAGCGUUCCACAGAAUUGUUGCGUUCGUUAUGAGAUGUUCGGGGCGAUUUUGUUUUCCUUAAAUCCUGAUUGUAUAUAUACUCUGUAUAAUUGUUUGAUCUUCCAAUAAAUUGUGAUAGCUUUACGUAGUUAA